AUGGAGGAUCAAAACAUGGAACUUCAACUUACUCUUUCACUGGGUUCAAUCCCAAAACGGUCCGAAACAAUCAACAACGCUCCCGAUGUGAUAAAAAUUUUCGGAGUUGAUGUUGAUUUAAUCACUGGAGCAAAGUCGGGGGGUUCGAACUCUGAACAAGUGCAAAGGGGGGAGGGGAGGCCUCCAAAGUACGGAGUUAGUAGGAGCCCGUUUUCUCCAAUGACGCCUCCUUCAGGGCUUGCUACUAGUCACUCUAAUGAAAGUGAGGAGAAGGAUGGAAAUGGACGAUCUGGAGGAUCAUUAGUUUCCACUGAUGGAUUUGUUGAAGAAACGACCGGAGAAAGCAUUACACCUUAUGUAUUGAUUGUGAACCCUCGAGAGAAUGUGGUUGAAAAGAUAUCAGCAUUUUUUAAGAAUGGUCCUCGACAAGCUGUUUGCAUACUUGCUGCUACAGGAGCUGUAUCAAAUGUCACCCUUUACCAACCUGGUGUUUCUGAUGGUUUUUUAAGAUAUGAGGGCCACUUUCCUAUUCUAUCUUUAAAUGGACCAUGCACCUUCCCUGGUGGUUGUGCACAGAAGGAAAUUGAAAUGAUGAGUGUUUCCUUGUCUAAACCUGAUGGCAGUAUUUUUGGAGGUGGUAUUGGUAGAUCAAUGAUAGCUGCUACUCCUAUUCAUAUUGUUUUGGGAACUUUCGAUAUGGUAAUUACAGACGGUGAACCUAGCAACCUAGCAACAACAAGUGCUAAUGGUGCAUCAAUGUCAGAUAAUGUCACUGUUGUUGGAGAACCUAGCAACCUGGAAAAGUUUCCAUAUCUUGAUCUCAAUCGUCCCCCAGAAGAAAUAUGAUGCAUCUGUUGUCAACCUUUGAGCUAUGCAGAGCAUAAUAUAUAUUCUCUCCAGUCACA
Molecule: messenger RNA, 905 nt
Organism: Medicago truncatula (barrel medic)
Lineage: Eukaryota; Viridiplantae; Streptophyta; Magnoliopsida; Fabales; Fabaceae
Product: AT-hook motif nuclear-localized protein 10
Exons: 5
Coding region: 1-846 (281 amino acids)
Molecular function (GO): minor groove of adenine-thymine-rich DNA binding
Source: RefSeq, a predicted model, not a curated record